GGCUGCGUCCCUGCCUUKCCUCRGACAGGAAAACAGCAGCUCUCAGGAAAGAGUUAAUCCCAGCCAGGCUUUGGGAUCCUUCACUGGGGAGAGGGCUGAUCUUUUGUUUGUUUUGAAGCUGCUGGCAGGAAAGCGGGGAGGAGAAAAUUACCUAAGUGAUAGCGAGUUUGCCACGAACUCUAUAAAAAAGCGGGGAAAAUCAAAGCGGAGAGAAACUCCACCUCGCAGUCCUGGAGCACAAGCACAACCCCUGAAGAGAAACCCACCCCAGCAGAGAGUGAUCUCAAAAGUUUGAACUCCAACCAAGCUGYAUGAGCUCAGAGCUGCUGCAGGACUCGGAGCCUGGGAGCUGCYGUGGRAACAGGGAAUGCUGUUUUUGGGAUUUUGCACAGCCAUGAAGUGGAAGCAGCUCCUCUGUGUCGUUGUCUCCGUGGUGGAGCUGGCUGGCUGCGCUGCUGGGAGCCCGACAGAGACCCCCACCCCAACAGCCACGGGUGGGGACACCACGAGUGGCACAGCCAGCGGAGAGACUGAUGUCACCACAGCCAGCAGGGACAUCAGCAGUGCCACAGCAACAUCUGCCGCCGCGGGCUCCGUGGCCACCAGCCCCAGCUCUCCGGGGCCCGGGGGACAGCUGAGAACGACCCCCCAGCCCAACCCAGCGCCCACAUCGCCGCCGGGCUCCUCUCCGCAGCCGCAGCCCCGCAGCCCGGGGGCACAGAGGAGCCACCAAAACUCAAAUGGGAAUGCACAAACCUCCACCAGCGUGGCUGAGGCAGAGAAUUGCUCAGUUUGGUCAGUUAAAUGUCUGUUUUUCCUUAAAAUUUUGCAGGAACACUUUUUAGCGAGGAAAGGGUCGGAUUUAUGGCGAGCGAUAUGUGAAAACAGAACCCACAGCGUGGAGUCCCCCUGCGAGAUCAAACUCACCCCAUCCAGCCUGGACAGGAACUGUUUGCUCCUCAUCCUCAAAGGAGAGAAAGAUCCUGACAAACUCCUGCACACGCUCCAGAGUUCUCCCUUGGAAAAGUUUGGAAUAGAAUCCCUAAAAAAGGAGAGCGCAGGGAGCCGCCGGGAGUCAUCACAGAAAACUCUGAUCGCCCUGGUCACAUCUGGGCUGCUGCUGGCGUUCCUGGGGCUGGCGGGAUAUUUCCUGAUGAAGCGGCGCAGUUGGAGCCCCGCAGGACAGAGGCUGGCUGAAGACCCYUAUUACACGGAGAGCCAGGGAAACGCCAUGCUGAUGACCCCUUCUCAGGAGCCGCCCGAGCUGCAGGAGAAGCCAAACCUUCCCAACCUGAACGGGGGCACCCAGGAGAACGGGACGGGCCAGGCAUCCUCCAAGAACGGGCACUCCAAAAACAGCCCCGCCGACAGCGAGAUGUGAGCGGCCACCGGGCGGCGAGGGACAGGGCAGGGAGCGCCGAGAUCGCUGUGGAAAUGCACCAAAUGUUGGUGGUGUUAUUCCUGUGAAAUUCAAAAUCAGCCUAAAGCACAGCGAGGGCCAGAGCUGCAGCUUCUCCUCCUCCUCUUCUUCCUCUUUUUCCUCCUCCUCCUCCCGCUGACCACACAAAGACACUUUUUUCUGCAGCUGUUCUCUGCUUUUGUUGUCGGAAGGAACAUCAGGACGAACGCAAAGUGCCCUUAGCCCUCGGCAGCUUUUCAGCAGAGGCAGAGUUUGGCCCCRAGCAGCCCAGGUUUCUGGUAGCAAUAUGUUAGGCUGAUUAAAGUAGCGAAAUUGGGAUUGCAGUGACAAAAGCCUCUCAGGUUUCAGAUAGUUUUGGUUAACAGAGUUGUUUAUAAUCUCAUCUUUAUGUUUAAGUGCAGGAUUUCUUCCUCUCCCAGGACCAUCAGGCAUUUAACCCCCUUCCUCUGCUUUMGGGCUCCUCUACUCUUUCCUACUCCAGCAGAAUUUGCUGAAGCUCUGUGUAAAAUCUUUCCACGUGAAAUUGGAGGCUGGAAUGCCGGAAUUUUUCUUUUUGAACCCUACCAGGACUGUCCUGAGUUGUUUUAGAGGAAAAACCUUGCCCAGCCCGCUCUUGCCCGGGGUUGGGGCUGUGACAGAGCCAGCAGUUCAUCC
Molecule: messenger RNA, 2074 nt
Organism: Malurus melanocephalus (red-backed fairy wren)
Lineage: Eukaryota; Metazoa; Chordata; Aves; Passeriformes; Maluridae
Gene: CD34
Product: CD34 molecule
Exons: 7
Coding region: 368-1381 (337 amino acids)
Biological process (GO): cell-matrix adhesion
Cellular component (GO): membrane
Source: RefSeq, a predicted model, not a curated record